Funneliformis geosporum is the source of this 1846-nucleotide messenger RNA. The record is from the annotation of a GenBank genome assembly. NCBI's taxonomy places the organism in Eukaryota, Fungi, Glomeromycota, Glomeromycetes, Glomerales, Glomeraceae.
AUAUAUGUCGAAUGAUAAAGGAUCAUUAGAAUGUUUUCCAAUUUAUUCAUUUCUUUUUCUGAAUGAAAAAGGCUCUAGCUUAUAUAACGCUUAUAACCGAAGUGAGGUAGAGGAUAAAUUAGUUAUUAAAAUCGACCAAGAUGGUAAUCAUGCUCCCAAAUUUUCUGUUGCAGAUGACGUCUCAGAAGUAUAUAGUUUACCUGAGAUUCACAAAUGUGUUAAUGGUCAAAAGCCUUUAAAAGCUGUGAUUGAUAUUGAUGCGUCAAAAGAAGAUGUGGAAACUGCUAGUGUUAAAGGACAAGAAGAAGAUAUUCUCAAGGGGUUAGUAAUUGCCACGUCUUCAGAUCCUAGCAAGUAUAACUACCAUAUUUUAUAUGCGCCAACUCUUCUUAUCGACCAUUAUGAGCUCAAAGCACUCACUGAAUUAGUUUAUACCUUAACUGGAGAAAAAUUUGGCAAAUACAUUGAUAGAGAACUUCCUGGUCAAAAUUUUAACCUUCGUCUUAUUGUAAGACCUCAGAUGCUUAGUGAAGAAAAAAAUAAUAAUCUAUUAAAAAUAAUCAUAGGUCAGGAUGUAUUGCAAAAAUACGCAAAACUUGUUUUGCAAAAGUAUUCUAACUAUCUUAGGGAUUGGGCUAUUGAAGAAAAGGAAGAGACAAAGGAAAACUUCAUAUAUUUCAACCGGAAAGGAAGUGAUGAACCUGAGGAAGUUUUUGAAUGCAACCCAUCUAUUGCAGAACAAAUUCAAAAAGAAAAUAAAAAUAUAUUUUCGGCGUUUAGCAUUCGCAAGAUAAAAGGCCCAGGUUUUCCUAAAGCCUUCAUAAAAUUCCCAUCUUGGGUCAAGUAUAAUAAACUUCUUACAGUGACAGAAACAUAUAAGAAGAAAUAUUUAAGACCAUUACCCAAUGAAGGCGAUAUUUAUAUAGGGUCACCUUGGGAAACUGGAAAAAUAUACAUUCUCGAACAUCUUACUAUAUCUGACGUUGUGAAUUUGUUAGCAUUAUCUACGUAUCACUCUUAUUCUAAUGCUGUUACCACAAGACUCAAUCUCAAAUCAUAUUGUAAUAUUGAUGGUAAUAUAAAUCUACCUGAUCACAAGAGGAUAGUUUGCCAGAUAGAAAGCUUACAUUGGAUUACUAAUAAUUGUAAAUGCAGUAAAAAAUGUAAAUGUUCUCCAAUCCAAUAUGAUUUAUGGCUUGACGAAAUAGCAAGGCGUAUUAUUGUUAUGGAUAAUGACCUAACUGAUCUAAAUAUUGAAUGGAUUAAAGCCCUUCGAAAGGAUAAACUAUUCUCUAUUAUCCACAAUACUUAUCAACCACAGAAAGGCAAAAAAGAUGUACAAGAGAUUGUUCGUACUCUUAAGACUGAUUUUUCAGAACUACGAAUCAAGGAAUAUUAUGGUAAAUCAGAUCCUAAGGAAAAGGCUCAACAAAGAUCGUUCAAUGUUCCUAUUACAAAGAAAGGAUUAUUCCAAUGGUUGUUGAAUGAUAAACGAGAAUGCCUUCUCCAAGAACUUCAGAAUAGAGGAAUUUUUCCAGAUAUAGAUUCUAUUAUCCGGAAUAAAGAUAGAAUGGUCAAUUUUCUCCAAAAGGCAGGUAUGGUAGUUUCUAUCAUAGAAUUCAUUUCUAAACCUGAAGAUACUACAAUAUUACUAUCCCAAACAGUGAAGACUGCUGAAUUAUUGGAGAAUAAACCAAAAAAGACUUUAGAAGAGAUGCGCUCUUUAGACCGAUAUCAUAUUAUGGAUUGCUAUGGUAUUUCAUCUGAAUUACUAACCGAAGACUUCAUCUCAAAAUAUGGGAAUUACAAUCACAUGAAAUGGUUUAGAGCUUAUAGGCAACUAUGA